CGAUUUCACGGAUGAUCAAAGAUUCCUUUAAAAACAGACGCGCUGGUUCAUCAGUUCAAUUUUAACUUCGGACUACACGUAUACGAACAAUGUAUCUGAAGAGUUGCUGUGCGUUGUUCUUACUGGCGCUUGUCGCCUGUCAAGCUGCACCUUUGAUCGAGAAAAAGUCUAUUAGCGAGGCAGACACGUUUGCCAAGGCUAACACAAACCAAAUGGACACUGGUAUUGAAAAGGCUAGAGCGAAGAAAUCGAUAACGACUUUCUGCAUGGAAGUUCACGAAGGAAAGCCAGAAAAGGUUCCCUGCAAAUCAGAGCCACAAAAAAUUGGUCAACCAGACAUAUCCAACCCAGUAUUUCUCGUGCAACCCGUACCAGUACCAGCACCAGUGCCAGCUCCUGCUCCAGUACAAGCGCCUGCACCUGCAGCCUUUCCGAUCAUUAAUAUCGUAUCGUCAGCUCCUGGCGCCGCACCUUGCGACAAACCAACUAAUGUGCACACAUCAUCGCCGCAACUUUACGCGCAUCAUCUCAUUCAUCCGCCAUCUCAACCAACACCGCCUGUGACUAGCCAGGAAGCUAAACUGCACAAGGAAGCAAUGAAAUUGCUAAAACCAGAGAACAUUUACCUACUACGAAGCCUCACACAAGCAAUAAACCAUUCCAAGAAAGAAAUCCAUCCCAUUUAGGGGGUAUUCUUCGUUCAACCUCAAUCAAUGUAAAAUUUAUCGACGUUUAAUUCUUUACAUCUUGGAUGUCUUUGUUAAAUUGGACCAGGCUUAAAAAUUAAAAGUCUAAAAUAUUUGAAACUUUAUACAGAACACACGAGUCUUCAACGCAAAUGUUCUUAUGUAUUGUUUAUUAAAAAAUAAAUAUAAUUAUUCUAAAAAA
Messenger RNA from Wasmannia auropunctata (little fire ant), 888 nucleotides. RefSeq lists its product as uncharacterized. The record is from RefSeq and is a predicted model, not a curated record. The coding region runs from base 90 to 686 and encodes 198 amino acids. The transcript has 3 exons. NCBI's taxonomy places the organism in Eukaryota, Metazoa, Arthropoda, Insecta, Hymenoptera, Formicidae.